Ornithodoros turicata is the source of this 4068-nucleotide messenger RNA. RefSeq lists its product as uncharacterized. Gene Ontology annotation, molecular function: aspartic-type endopeptidase activity; zinc ion binding; nucleic acid binding. The record is from RefSeq and is a predicted model, not a curated record. The coding region runs from base 1 to 4068 and encodes 1355 amino acids. Lineage: Eukaryota; Metazoa; Arthropoda; Arachnida; Ixodida; Argasidae. Gene Ontology annotation, biological process: proteolysis; DNA integration. The transcript has a single exon.
AUGACUAAUACAGGAUCUACAAACAUCGAGGUGCCAAUAUGUUUUGGAAACCUGGAUAAUUUCGACCCCGAUGGCCCGAAUCCAAGUGAGGCAUGGCGCAAAUGGAAACAACGAUGGCAGUUCUUCAUCGAUGCACAACCGGAAAUUCCCGACAAGCGAAAGAGAGCUUUGCUUCUUCAUCUGGCUGGAGAGAAAGUCCAAGAAGUGUAUUCUACACUGACGGAUCAAGGAACAACGUACAAAACAGCUUUGGAUGCGCUGGACGCACACUUCGGAGACAAGAAGAACGUUCCAUAUGAACGCUACUUGUUCCACAAGAUUGAGCAGCAACAAGAAGAAACGGUGGAUCAACUCAUGCAAAGACUUAAGUUGGCUGCAGAGAACUGUGAGUUCGGGAAUGAGAAAUCGAAUGUAAUAAGAGAUAAACUUGUGCAUGGGUGCCGAAACAAGAACUUAAGACGCCGACUACUUCAAGAAGAGAAACUCACAUUGGAACGAGCAGUACAACUGGCAAAACUGCUGGAACAAAGCGAUAAACAAGCUACUGUGAUGGAAGAAAACAACGGAAUCCAACGCCAAGAAGUAAAUUUGGUCGCCAGGAAGUCUAGGCCUAGAAUCGAACAUCGACAGACGCAGAAGAGGUGUACACAAGGAAUGCCACGUUUCAACAUAAAAGGUCAUCAAGAACCGAAAAUGUGUACCAGGUGUGGACAACAAGGACAUUUUGGAGAUUCAUGUCAGCGAACGCAAGGAAAAACAUGCAGCAAGUGUGGUUUGAAGGGACACUUUGCACGUGUCUGUCGUACGAAUGUCGGAAGAAAUCGACCAAGGUUCAAGACCUACAAUGUUCAAGGAGAGAUGGAAAGGAAUGAAACAACGGAACAUUCGGGCGACGAGUAUCAACUGUUCAAAGUGACAGCGAAAGACUGCCAUGAUACAGUCAUGGUGAAGCUAUACGAUGUUGACAUUCCAGCGGUUGUGGAUACGGGAGCUUCGCUGAACAUUAUCAAUGAAGCGCAAUGGAACAUACUUCAGAGACAUGGUCUCUACCUGUCCGAGACAAGUGCCAAGGUGUUUCCCUACGGAAUGGAACAGCCUUUACCGCUGAUCGGAAAGUUUACAGCGCCAGUUACAAAAGGAGACAGGCGAGUACAAGCUGAUUUCCACGUGAUGAAGGGCAAGUCGGUAUCCUUGCUAGGAAAGCAAACAAGCAUUGAUCUAAAACUCGUCGUACUACCACAAGACAGGGUAGAAGUUAGGCUAGGAAAGACAAGGAUGGAGAACGUCAUCGCGACAAACGCAGAAGUGUUUGAAGGCUUGGGAAAACUGAAAGACUACAAGUUGAAGAUUCAUGUAGACGAAUCAGUAGUGCCUGUAGCACAGCCACAUCGUAGAAUCCCCUUUCAGCUGAGAAAGAAAGUGGAAGAAGAGUUACAACGAUUGUUGAACGAAGGUGUAAUUGAGCCAGUCAAUGGACCAACCACGUGGUCAUCUCCCGUUGUGGUGGUGCCCAAAGCGAAUGACAAAAUAAGAUUAUGCGUGGACAUGAGAAUCCAGAAUCAAGCAGUAAAAAGGGAAAGGUAUCCCAUUCCGACUGUGGAUGACGUCUUAGAGGAGAUUGGUGAAGCACAAGUGCUGUCGGAAUUAGAUCAUAGAGAAGGAUACCACCAGAUUGAGUUGGACGAAGCAUCACGGGAUAUAACAACGUUUUCGACACAUGUUGGAAAUUUUAGAUUCAAGAGGCUCAUCUACGGAGUUUCUUGUGCACCAGAAGUAUUUCAGAAGAUUAUUCAAGAUGUGCUGCAAGGAUGUGAAGGAGUACGUAACAUCUCAGACAACACAAUUGUGUACGGGAGAAACCAAGAAGAACAUGAUGAUAGACUGGAUAGAGUGCUUCGCAGAUUUCGAGAGAAACGUCUAACGCUUAACAGAAGCAAAUGCCAUUUUGGGCUCAGUAAACUUAAUUUUAUGGGACAUACCAUUUCUGGCAAUGGCAUCAGUCCAAGCAUUGAGAAGAUUAAAGCUAUACGUGAUGCAAGGACACCCAGUAAUGCUUCGGAGUUGAGGAGCUUCCUUGGAUUGAUCAACUUUUGUGCUAGAUACAUACCACAUUUGGCUACAAAGACUACAAGGUUGAGAGAACUCAUAAAGAAAGAAGUCCGGUGGGAAUGGACAACGGAGCAUGAUGAAGAUUUUGCAGAACUUAAGAACUGUCUGACCGACAAGACUGUUUUGGCUUUCUACGAUAAAAAUGCACGGACAAGGCUCGUGGUGGAUGCCAGUAACACUGGAGUAGGAGCAGUUCUACUGCAAGCAAAACGAGGAGAGAUGUUCAGACCAGUCGUCUAUCUGAGCAGAGCAUUGACGGACAUAGAAAAGAAAUAUUCUCAGACAGAGAAAGAAGCAUUAGCAGUCGUAUGGGCUGUAGAAAGAUGUAGACUCUACCUGUACGGCGUGGAGUUUGAACUCAUAACUGACCACAAAGCUUUAGAAAUAAUCUACGGACCAAGGUCGAAACCUUCAGCUCGGAUUGAAAGGUGGCUGUUAAGAAUGAUGCCAUUUACGUACAAGGUGGUAUACCAGCCAGGCAAGAUGAACAUUGCAGAUCCGUUAUCAAGACUUAUGCAACAGAGAAGGGAGAAACAAAGGACUGCGACUGAAGACUACGUAAACUUUGUGAUCAAAGAAGCAACGCCAAAAGCACUGAGCGAAGAUGAACUUCGGAAAGCCACGAAAGGAGAUCCUGUUCUGCAGAGAGUACUGGACAAGGUACGGAAAGGACGAUGGGAACCAAACAAUGAAGACAGUGUCUACAAAAGAGUGGAGUCUGAGUUAUCGGAGAAAGAGGGACUACUCCUUAAAGGAACAAGAAUUGUAAUUCCCAGUGAACUCCAGGCAAGAGUGUUGGACAUAGUUCAUGAGACACACCAAGGCAUUGUUAAGACGAAACAGUUGCUGAGAACCAAAGUAUGGUGGCCAAACAUGGACAAACAUGUGGAGGAAUUGAUAAGACAGUGCCCAUCUUGUCAACUUGUAACAAUAGAAAAUCAACCACAGCCCAUAAAGUCGACUCCAUUACCUGCCAGGCCUUGGGAAGAGUUAGAACUUGAUAUUUGUGGACCUUUGCCAUCUGCAGAAUAUGUUUUGGUUUUGGUGGACUAUCAUUCAAGAUGGCCGGAAGCUGUGAUCGUCAAGACGACGACAACCAACGUGAUAAUUACCUGGCUAAAAGAACUAUUUGCAAGAUUUGGUUACCCUAGAAGUAUCAAGACGGAUAAUGGACCUCAGUUUGUCUCGAGAGAUUUUGCGGAAUAUUUACAGCAGUGCAACAUAAGACACGACAGGACUACACCUUAUUGGCCGCAAGCGAAUGGCGAAGUGGAAAGACUGAAUAGAUCUUUCCUGAAAGCACUGAAUAUUGGUCGACUACAGAACCGGAAUUUAAAAGGCAUGCUUUUGAGUUUUCUUCAAGCAUACCGAAGUACACCACACUGCGUGACAGGAAGGUCACCAGCGGAACUUCUAAUUGGAAGGUCCAUGAGAACAAAGCUUCCAGAGGUAAAGAUUGAGGAGAAGCGAGGAAAUGUCAAUGUGCAUGACAAAGAAAGGAAGUUGUAUGAAAAGCGAUAUGCGGACAGGAGGAGAAGAGCGAAGGAAAAGGAUAUCCAAAGAGGAGACGAAGUAUUGAUAAAGAGAAUGACGAAGACGGACAAGUUGAGUACGGAGUACUGGCCGAAGAGGUGGAAAGUUGUUAAUAGAUAUGGACCAACAAUAACAGUGCAAGACAAUGAAGGUGUUGUGCGCAAGCGAAAUGUAACCCACGUAAAGAAGUUCUUCGGUGGAAGACUUGGCGAUACUGAGCAGUAUGAGGAUGUAUUUUGUCCACACACCGCAGAUACAUCAGAACCAGAAGGGCAACAAGUCACACAAUGUGUGCCGGCACAGGAAAGAUCCGAAGUUACGGAACGAGCCGGAGGAACAGAAACAUUGGUGAACAGGCCGCGGAGGCAGGUACGCCAACCAACAAGAUUUCAGGAUUAUGUGCUCUACCGCACAAACUUUUAUUAA